Anguilla anguilla (European eel) is the source of this 2304-nucleotide messenger RNA. It is a transcript of the gene kirrel3a, whose product is annotated as kirre like nephrin family adhesion molecule 3a. Gene Ontology annotation, biological process: synapse assembly; cell-cell adhesion. The record is from RefSeq and is a predicted model, not a curated record. Gene Ontology annotation, molecular function: cell adhesion molecule binding. Gene Ontology annotation, cellular component: cell-cell junction. The coding region runs from base 1 to 2295 and encodes 764 amino acids. The transcript is spliced from 16 exons. Lineage: Eukaryota; Metazoa; Chordata; Actinopteri; Anguilliformes; Anguillidae.
AUGGAUGGUUUUGACGGGCUGUGCGCCGUGUUCACCCAGCAGCCGCACGACCUGGUGGUGGUCGCCGGGCAACCCGUUACCCUGCCCUGCUCCAUCCCCGGUUACCAUGGCAUCGUGCUGUGGGUCAAGGACGGCCUGGCGCUGGGCGUGAACCGCGACCUCUCCGGGUACCCGCGGUACUCUGUGGUUGGGGACCACGCCGAGGGCGAGUACCACCUUCGGAUCGGGCGCGUGGACCUGACGGACGACGCCCUCUUCGAGUGCCAGGCCAUCCAAGCCGCCAUCAGGUCGCGACCCGCCCGCGUGACCGUCCUGGUUCCCCCCGACAACCCGGUGAUUAUCGGGGCCCCGGUGAUCAGCCUGCGGGCGGGCGACCCCCUCAACCUGACGUGCCACGCCGACAACGCCAAGCCCGCCGCGUCCAUCAUCUGGAUCCGCGACGGAGACGUCCUCAACGGGGCCAUGUACUCCAAGACCCUGCUGCGGGACGGUCGCCUGGAGACCACGGUGAGCACCCUCUACAUGUCGGCCUCCAACAUCGAGACGGGCCAGCAGAUCACCUGCCGCGCCUCCAACAAGGCCGUCCCCGGCGGCAAGGAGACCAGCGUCACCAUCGACAUCCAGCACCUGCCUCUGGUUAACCUGACCGUGCAGCCACAGCCUGUCCUGGAGGGGAACCUGGUGAAAUUCCACUGCUCAGCCAAAGCCAACCCGCACGUCACCCAGUACAGGUGGGCAAAAGGUGGAAGCAUUAUUAAGGAGGUGUCAGGUGACACCUAUGAGGUCAUCGUGGACUACUCCUUCUUCACUGAGCCGGUGUCGUGUGAGGUCACCAACCCCCUGGGCAGCACCAACAUCAGCCGAAAUGUUGACGUCUACUUCGGACCCCGCAUGGCCGCCGAGCCCCAGUCCCUGCAGGUGGACCUCGGGACGGAGGCGGUCUUCAACUGCGCCUGGACGGGAAACCCCUCCCUCACCAUCGUCUGGAUGAAGCGAGGCUCGGGGGUGGUGCUUAGCAACGAGAACAUCCUGACACUGAAGUCGGUGAGACAGGAGGAUGCUGGGAAAUACGUGUGCCGGGCGGUGGUCCCCCGGGUGGGCGCGGGAGAGAAGGAAGUGGCGCUCACCGUCAACGGCCCCCCCACCAUCUCCAGCACCCAGACGCAGCAGACCCCCCACGGCGAGAAGGGCCAGAUAAAGUGCUUCAUCCGCAGCACCCCACCUCCGGACCGCAUCGCGUGGUCCUGGAAGGAGACGGUUCUGGAGUCGGGGACCUCGGGCCGGUACACGGUGGAGACGGUGAGCACGGAGGAGGGCGUGAUCUCCACCCUCACCAUGAGCAACAUCGUCCCGGCCGACUUCCAGACCAUCUACAACUGCACGGCCUGGAACAGCUUCGGCUCCGACACCGAGAUCAUCCGGCUCAAGGAGCAAGAGUCCCUACAUUUGGCCGUCAUCAUUGGGGUGGCGGUCGGAGCUUUCGUGGCCUUCAUCGUCCUCAUGGGGACCAUCGGAGCCUUCUGCUGCACUCGCCUUCAGAGAAAAGACGCGCACCUGGUUAUGUCCUCACAUCCUGUCUCCAUCUCUGCUCACCAGACAGACCUUUCAAGCAAAAUUAAAUCUGAAAAUCUCAAAGGCGUCGUCUCCGCCAAGAACGACAUCCAGGUGGAGAUCGUUCACAAGGACCACGCCGCCGCUCGGGAGACCGAGGACCACGCCGCCAUCAAGCAGCUGAUGAUCGAGCGCGGCGAGUUCCAGCAGGAGUCGGUGCUGAAGCAGCUGGAGGUGCUGCAGGAGGAGGAGAAGGAGUACCAGCACAUUAAGGACCCCACCAACGGCUACUACAGCGUCAACACCUUCAAGGAGCACCACUCCACCCCAACCAUGUCGUUGGCGGGCAACCAGGCCGCCGAGGCCCGCACCGCCAACUCUGCCACCAUGGGCAAGCAGCAGAGGGUGCCCACGGGCAUGUCCUUCACCAACAUCUACUCCACGCUGGGCGCCGGGCCCAACCGCCUGUACGACUAUAGCCAGCGCUUCGUGCUGGGCAUGGGCAGCAGCUCCAUCGAGCUGUGCGAGCGGGAGUUCCAGCGCGGCUCGCUGAGCGACUCCAGCUCCUUCCUGGACACGCAGUGCGACAGCAGCGUCAGCAGCUACAGCAAGCAGGACGGCUACGUGCAGUUCGACAAGGACAGCAAGGCCUCGGCCUCCUCUUCGUCCCACUACUCGCAGUCCUCCUCGCAGAACUCCGACCUCACCCGGCCCCUGCAGAAGCGCAUGCAGACCCACGUGUGACCCCGCACC